AGGGAACUGUUCCCAUAACAAUUACCAACUCAUAGGACGAGGCUUGCAAUUAAAUUCCAGAUGCGAAAUCAUUCGAAUACAACAGGAAAAAAAGGUGAAGCAUCAAAGUUUAGAACUUUGCCUGAAUUCAGCAUGUAAUAGAAGAAGCAAUUUGGUGAUAUAUAAAUAUUAUUAUAAGCAAGGGUAUUAUUCAUGCUCUAUGUAUAAAUGUGCAACAAAUGCCGAUGGGUCUGACUGGGAUUAUAGAUGGGAAAAAGGCUUGGAGCAGCAUCCAACAUCAGUUUAUGCUUUACCACAUCAUUCUAUACCAAGAUGCCACAAUUCUUACUUUAUUAGAAGGCCCUGGGAUAGAAAUAGAAAAAGCUAUGCUAACUGCUACAACAGUAUAUAUUUGAUGGUGGAUGAUAUCGAGACAUGUAUGAAAAAUGCGUGUGACAAAAAAGCAAAUGUUUUAGAUUAUUUUAUUGACAACAGAACAUGUCGAAUAAUGAACUGCAACUGGAAAUGGAAGACUUGGGAAAACUUCUACUUUUCAGAAAUAUUGAGACUGAGAUUUUCUGAUACAAUGGUUACAUAUACUCUAUCAUCCCAAGUAACAAGAUGGGAAUCAACUAUCACAACAACAACAUUACAUUAUGACAAAACUGGAUCACCCACAAUACAAGAAAUAUCAACAAGAAAUAUUGAAAAUGUCCUAGAAACUGGCAAUGAAACAUUUACAUCCUUUACAGACCUAAAGGAACAAAUAGAGUCACAAGACCCAUUUUUCAAAAGACUCACAAUGAUACUCAUCGGAAUGGUAGCAAUAUUUUUGGGAUUGAGCACUGUAGCAGUGGCUUAUAUCAUAACUCAAAGAUGCAGAAAAAGGGGACAACCAAUCUCCAGGAAUGUUUCUACAAAUUCUUCAGAUCAUUCAUUUCGGGGAUUUCCGAUCCGCUCGUCAGCAAUCUCAACUGUGAGAAAUUCUUGGAUAUCGUCAUAUAUUUCUGGUUACGCAUACAUAGAUGAAUCGAUGAUGUUACAACGCAUUCCUUAUCUUUAUCAAAAUGAUGACGCUGCACUUUCGAGACAUGAAACAGGAGGCAUUUUCAGACAAAAUGGUAGAAUAGUUCCAGUAGAAAAUAAUGAUAUGCAUGAAGCAAUUCCACUCAGAGAAUUACAGCACCAAAACAAUGAACCUCAGAGACAAUUGUAAAACAGAUCAUGCGGCAGAUGAUAAAAUUGAAACUCCCGUUCAAAUUCUGAACAUAAACUGAGUUAACCGUAAUGCAUGGAGCAUGUUGUUACGUUUUUACAUGUAUAUAGAGACAUGUGACUUGGCUUAUGAAAUAUCAGCUUGGAGUGGAUAUUAAAAAAGAAAUACUAACAAUCUAAGAUGACAUCAUGUCCGAACCUGAAGAGUAAAAAUUACUUCUUAUAUCUUUAGGAUACCGAAAAGCUCCUUGAUGAUAAUUUCUCUAAACUGGC
This is a messenger RNA of Owenia fusiformis, 1467 nucleotides long. The record is from the annotation of a GenBank genome assembly. NCBI's taxonomy places the organism in Eukaryota, Metazoa, Annelida, Polychaeta, Sabellida, Oweniidae.